Molecule: messenger RNA, 376 nt
Organism: Paramecium sonneborni
Lineage: Eukaryota; Ciliophora; Oligohymenophorea; Peniculida; Parameciidae
Source: the annotation of a GenBank genome assembly
CAUGUCAAUAUAAUUAUUAAAGGAUAUGGCUUAUUUUGAGUACAUAAAUCCAAUAAUAUUGACUGCUUUUUAAUUGGAGUCAGGCAUUAAUCUUCAUCCAAUGAUAUGGAAUGUAAGAUAGAAAAAAUAUAUAUAGCAGUCUGGCUAUUAAGGAAAAAUUUGUAAAGGAUGUGGUCAGAAUAAAUAUAAAGUUAACUCCAAAUUAAUAAAAAUUUUAUAUUUAUAUAAAUGUUUGUUUUUAAAAUAUUCUUUUGAAUUAUGUUUCUUAAAAAAACAAAUAACUCAGUCAAUUAUAAAAAAAUUGAAAGAAUUCUUUUCAUAAUUAUUGAUAGCCAUUUAUCUACUUUUGAAAUAAUUAUAGUUUUUUUUAACUUGA